GGACACGGUGGACGAAUGACGUCUCACAGUGAGCUGCACAGACCUUCAGCUCCUCACAGCACUGUGGAGAGGAUCAGUUUGUCCGUCCUGCCUCCUGCCGUCCAUCAGUUCCUCUUCAGCCAAUCAGAAGAGUUUCAGGUGUCUCACCUGGUCUUCAGGGCGCUGUUUGGAGCAGUGAGCGGUGCAGGUCUGUUCCUCGGAGUCUCUCACAGCCUCCCACUGACCUUUGACCUGAAGCUGGCAGCAGCAGCGUUCUUCAUCGCUGUGUGUACAGUGGGCGGAGCUUUGUCUUCCUCCGCCAGGUGUUCUGUCCUCCUGAUGUUUCCCAGCAUGCUCGGCUCCCGCGGUCGAGCCUACCUGAUGCUGUUCAUCCUGACGGUGCUCUACAGAGGUCCAGUGUGUAACAUCCAGCGUAACGUGGAGACUGCUGCUCUGUCUCUGAGCUGUAAUCUGGAUCUGCAGGUUCAUCACAGCAAGUUACUGUGGAGGGACGCCAUCAGGCCGUUUGUCCUCAUCACACAGGAGCUCAAGGAUGACGAAGCAGAGUUUCAGUCAGAGGCUCGAAGCGUCAGCGAGAAGUUUCAGAACAUCAGAGACGAGGUCGUCCUUCAGUACGGAUAUGACCGGUUCAAACUCAAACACACCAUCGCCCUCGGCAACAGCACCCAGGAGCAGUUCACCUCCAAGACCAUGAUGCAGUGCGACAGUGUGGUGGAUACAGGUGUGCAGCGAUGUGUUAAGUGGUUCAACAACAGGUGGGCGGAGUGUUUGGCGGCGAUCCCCGUCCCCAUCAUCAACCACGUCCUCUGCAUCUCCAUGAAGUUCCACUUCCUGUGUGAUGUCAUGAGAGCGAUGACUCCGUGGUGCAGGGAGCAGAUCCCGUUGGAGGGAAACUUUGGUCGUCUGUUUGAUGGGCUGAACCUCUCAGUGGACCUUCUGUCCAGAGAGUUCAGCACCGACGUCGUCCUGCAGGAGGCGCAGCAGCAGGAGGUGCUGGGUGGAGCCGUGCUGGAUGAGUUCACUCAGGCUGUCGGAGGAUCCUUCCAGAGGCUGAGGACGACCAUGGAGCAGCUGCUCAACGUCCUGCAGCUGCUGCUCUCCUUCACCUUCAUCACCAUCUUCACCCAGGCCUUUGGUUACCUCAGACAGUACAGGAGGGAUGUUCGAUUCGACAACGCUUACAUCACCACAUACUUCAGACAGAUCGAUGCCCGCAGGAGGAAAGCGGGGAAGCGCCACCUGCUGCCUCUGAGUCAGUCAGAGAAGAAGAAGUUAAUCGACCCCUGGAGUCCAAAGAUCCACUCUGAGGAGCUCCAACAAGUGACGUCAGGUGUGUUUCAGGUGCUGUCUGUCACUCUGCUGUCUGUCGUCCUGCUGACCAUUGACUUGUCUCUGUUCCACGUGUUGGACGUCAUCAGCAGACACACCUUCACCCAGUUCAACCUGACCAGUCUUCACGAGGUGGACAUCAAAGUGGGCGGAGACUCCAUGAUGGCCCGCCUCCUGAGGAAGACAGUGUUAGCCUUCAACAGCUCGUCCAGCUUCGACAUCCACACCGACAACCAGGUGUGUGUGUCUCCCCCCUCCUCCCUCUCUGCAGGUGUGUACAUCAGCUGUGUGUGUUGUGUGCUGUUGGUGGCGCUCUGCAGCUGCCUUCAGGUGUACACCAACCGUCUCCGUCGGGUCAUCGCCGCCUUCUACCACCCACAGAGGGAGAAGAGACGUGUCUUGUUUCUCUACAACCUGCUGAUCCAGAGACAGAUUUCCUCUGCAGGCAGGAAACGCAUCAUCACCCAGGAACAGAGCAGCAGGACAGUGUUUCAGUGUUUGUCCAGGUGUCAUUGUCACAAACAGGAAGACUCAGAGGAGACGCUCUAUGACACCGCUUAGACCUGGACAGGAAGUCCCACCUGCUGCUCGCUGACUUUAAAGAAGACGACGAUGGUCAGAUAAACCUGCAGCUUUAAACUGAGUCUAAAGAAGAGAAGAAGAGCUGCACUGUGCGUAUCAUACAGGUGCUGAAUGUGUCUCCUUCAUCAUAAAACACCUGCAGAGUAAAUAUUCACAAACCUGCAUGUUUACUUGUUUACUUGUUUACUUGUUUACUUGUUCCCAGUUCUUUCUGUCGGAACAUCGCUGACACAUUACUUCUAUCUGUACAUCAGAGGAACACUGUGGUGUGACACCAGUGACAGGAAGGUGAAUCAUAUCGCUGUUUGCUUACGUAUGUGCACGCUGCACAAGACAAACAUGAAGGGCCACUUAUUGAUGCUGCAGAGUGAACAGCUCUGAGGGUCUGAGGCUUCACAACUCAGCAGGACUGAGACUGUUUUAAACUCUCACAUUAAAAGUGCAGAUUGUGACUCUGGAGGGAGAGUUGAUUGUUUCGUCUCAUUUCCAGGUCGUCAACACUUCAGGUGAGUGAGUCGGUCCAGAUACAAACCUGAAGCAUCAGUAUUUGAGACUCAACAGUUAACUUCCUC
Epinephelus moara (kelp grouper) is the source of this 2483-nucleotide messenger RNA. RefSeq names its product DC-STAMP domain containing 1 (gene dcst1). The transcript has 16 exons. Gene Ontology annotation, cellular component: membrane. The record is from RefSeq and is a predicted model, not a curated record. Lineage: Eukaryota; Metazoa; Chordata; Actinopteri; Perciformes; Serranidae. The coding region runs from base 16 to 1890 and encodes 624 amino acids.